Mugil cephalus (flathead mullet) is the source of this 4333-nucleotide messenger RNA. It is a transcript of the gene adamts3, whose product is annotated as ADAM metallopeptidase with thrombospondin type 1 motif, 3. Gene Ontology annotation, biological process: extracellular matrix organization; proteolysis. The coding region runs from base 701 to 4231 and encodes 1176 amino acids. The transcript has 22 exons. Gene Ontology annotation, cellular component: extracellular matrix. The record is from RefSeq and is a predicted model, not a curated record. Gene Ontology annotation, molecular function: metalloendopeptidase activity. NCBI's taxonomy places the organism in Eukaryota, Metazoa, Chordata, Actinopteri, Mugiliformes, Mugilidae.
AUGUUUUACAGGAAUCUAUAGAGCACACACAAACUACUAUUCCACCCUGGAGGAGGCAGUAAAAGUUUGCUCCACGUUGCUGUGAAGUUUAUUCCAAAUCCAGAAGCACAGACUCCUCGGUUUUAGGGCGCAGAGUGACAUCAGGACAUGUGGACGUAGCUGGUCUCAUUGUUGCUCCACGCUGAUCUUGCUGUCCUGUAGCGUGAUGUGAUGGGGUUAGGGAGGGAGCUCUUCCUCCUCCUCCUCCUCCUCCUCUUCCUCCUCCUCCUCCUGCGUCUCUCCAUGUGUUCGCUCCAGAGCGACGUCACACAGGGCUGGUCUUGCCGUUUAUUAGUCAGGCCAGUGAAGUGCCAGGUUGCAAGAACUUCACACUGCAGCUCUGUCCGGCCAGCGGCAGAGGGUUGUCCUCCUAACUUCACCCAAAAACUUUCUAGAAACUUUCUAGUCAACAGAAAAAAAAAAGAAAAAGAAUUAGAAAACACCGACUAAGUGACAAAAGUGUCGCAACUCGCCUCACUCCCGUUUUAAUGAAACUUUCUUUUUUCUUUUUCUUUUUGAACCAAAGGCUGCACAUCCACUCUCUCAUAAGUUUUGAAUGAGCCGCUUGAGUAUUUUUUAUUUUUUUUCUUAUUUUCCUCAUAUCGUCACUUUUACGUUGGGAUAAAGUUUUUUUUUCUCCUUUAUAACUUAGAGACUCGUGAUGGCUGUCCUGUCACUAGCUUUGCUCCUUGUAGGAUUUGCUCUGACUUCAGCUGACAAGGCUGGUGAAGUAGAUAGAGAGGGCCAGCUGAGAAGCCGGCUGAAGGAGUACGGCCUGGUCACACCAUUCAGCACCGACUCCCACGGACACUACCUGUCACACCUGCUCUCGGCCACCCACAAGCAGCGCGUGAAGAGAGAGGCGUUUUCUUCUGCCGAUUCCGAGCAGAGCCUUUUCUUCAACAUCACGGCCUUCGGGAAGGAGUUCCACCUCCGCCUACGUCCAAACAACAGGUUGGUGGCGCCCGGGGCGAUGGUGGAGUGGCACGACGAAGUCCGAGAAUUCGAAAACGUCAGCGUCGCUGCCGAUUCCGGCGUGGACUCCAACCAGACCGAGGUCACCAACGGGACGGAGAGGAUACUGCGCCGCGAGCUGCUGAAGACAGACUGCACCUUCGUCGGGGACAUCACAGACGUCCCCGGGGCCUCCGUUGCCAUUAACAACUGUGAUGGACUGGCUGGGAUGAUCCGGACUGAUGCAGAUGAGUACUUUAUUGAGCCGCUGGAGAAAGGUACCCAGGAGCUGGAGGACCAGGGAAGAGUCCACGUCGUUUACCGUAGGUCGGCCCUGCUGCAGGGCCCGUCCGACAUCUCUGUGGACUACCAGCUGCAAGAACCAGAGCUUGAUGUUCUCGGGACUCUUGACACGGUGACCCGGCGGGUCAACGAGACGGUUCGCCGGCGCCGGCGCCGCCACGCUGGGGAGGACGACUACAACAUCGAAAUCCUGCUCGGAGUUGAUGACUCGGUGGUUCGAUUUCACGGCAAGGAGCACGUGCAGAAUUAUCUCCUCACUCUGAUGAACAUCGUGAAUGAGAUUUACCACGACGAGUCGCUGGGAGUCCACAUCAACGUGGUCCUGGUGAGGAUGAUCAUGCUGGGCUAUGCCAAGUCCAUCAGCCUCAUUGAGAGGGGCAACCCGUCACGGAGCUUGGAGAAUGUGUGCCGCUGGGCCUUCGUGCAGCAGAAAGGCGAUCCCGAUCAUGCCGAACACCACGACCACGCAAUCUUCCUCACUCGACAAGGCUUCGGCCCCACGGGGAUGCAGGGUUACGCUCCAGUCACAGGGAUGUGCCACCCAGUCCGAAGCUGCACCCUCAACCACGAAGACGGCUUUUCAUCCGCCUUCGUUGUGGCUCAUGAGACCGGACACGUGUUGGGGAUGGAGCACGACGGACAAGGCAACCGCUGCGGCGACGAGACGGCAAUGGGAAGCGUGAUGGCCCCUCUGGUGCAGGCCGCCUUCCAUCGAUACCACUGGUCCAUGUGCAGCGGGCAGGAGCUGAAGAGAUACAUCCACACGUACGACUGCCUCCUGGACGACCCCUUCAAACACGACUGGCCCCAACUUCCCGAGCUACCUGGCAUCAACUACUCGAUGGACGAGCAGUGCCGCUUCGACUUUGGAGUCGGCUAUAAGAUCUGCACCUCAUUUCGCACAUUUGAUCCGUGCAAACAGCUUUGGUGCAGUCAUCCCGACAACCCUUAUUUCUGCAAAACCAAGAAGGGGCCCCCACUCGACGGAACGGAGUGUGCUCCUGGGAAAUGGUGCUACAAAGGUCACUGCAUGUGGAAGAAUCCCAACCAGGUGAAGCAGGAUGGAGUCUGGAGCUCCUGGACCAAAUAUGGUUCCUGUUCACGCUCCUGUGGGACUGGGGUUCGCUUCCGGACACGUCAGUGCAACAACCCUGCUCCCUCCAACGGUGGCCAGGACUGCCCGGGGGUGAACUACGAGUAUCAGCUCUGCAACACAGAUGACUGCCCCAAGCACUUCGAAGAUUUCAGAGCCCAACAGUGCCAGCUCCGCAACUCCCACUUUGAAUUCCAAAAUGCCAAACACCACUGGCUGCCCUUUGAGCAUCCCGACGCCAACAAGAGAUGCCACUUGUAUUGCCAGUCGAGGGAGACGAGCGAUGUGGCUUACAUGAAGCAGCUGGUGCACGACGGGACGCGAUGCUCUUACAAGGAUGCCUACAGUAUCUGCGUGCGUGGAGAAUGUGUGAAAGUCGGCUGUGACAGGGAAAUUGGCUCCAACAAAGUGGAGGACAAAUGUGGUGUUUGUGGUGGAGACAACUCCCACUGCCGCACUGUCAAAGGAACCUUCACCAGAACGCCAAAGAAAGCCGGUUACCUUAAGAUGUUUCUCGUUCCUCCUGGAGCUAGACAUGUGAUCAUCCAAGAACAUGAGGCCUCCCCUCAAAUUCUUGCAAUCAAGAACCAGGCGACGGGGCAUUACAUUCUCAAUGGAAAAGGGGAAGAGGUCAAGUCCCGAAGCUUCAUUGACUUAGGCGUGGAGUGGCACUACAUCAUCGAGGAGGACGUGGAGACGCUGCACACCGACGGACCUCUGCACGACCCUGUGGUGGUUCUGAUUAUACCCAAGGACAAUGAAACGCGGUCCACUUUAAUGUACAAGUACAUCAUCCAUGAAGAUUCAGUUCCUGUCAACAACAACAAUGUUAUCCAGGAGGACACCUAUGAAUGGGCUCUGAAGAGCUGGUCCCCGUGCACCAAGCCUUGCGCUGGAGGGUUUCAGUACACAAAGUACGGCUGCCGAAAGAAAGGAGACACCAAGAUGGUUCAUCGAGGCUACUGCGACGCCGGCAAGAAGCCAAAACCCAUCCGCAGAAUGUGCAACCUCCAGGACUGCACACAGCCUCAGUGGAUCUCAGAAGACUGGGAGCAUUGUACCAAAACGUGCGGCAGCCUGGGCUUUCAGAUCCGGACCGUUCGCUGUGUGCAGUUCCUCCACGAUGGCACCAACCGCUCUGUCCACAGCAAAUACUGCAGUGGUGAGAAGCCUGAGAGCCGGAGACCCUGUAACAGAAUCCCAUGUCCUUCCCACUGGAGAACCGGAGCUUGGUCUGAGUGCUCUGUGACUUGCGGAGAGGGGAUGGAAAGGCGCCUGGUCACUUGCCGGAUCGGAGACCAGUGCAGCGGAGACAAACCCGAGACCGUGAGGACGUGCAGACUCGGACCCUGCCACGAUGAGCCGUGCAAUGGAGACAGAUCCAUCUUCUGCCAAAUGGAGGUCUUAGCCAGAUACUGCUCCAUUCCGGGCUACAACAAGCUGUGCUGCGACUCCUGCAGCAAACGCAGCGGCUCCUCGUCCCUGUUCUCCGAGGCGGCCGAGACGGAGGAGCACGUCCGCUUCGGCUCGGCCUCGCAGCUGCUCGAGACGUUAACGGCCUCCGUGGCCGCCAACGGCACCCGCGGUGGUAAACAGGGCUCCGGCAGAGGAUCUGCCCCGGCUUCCAAACACACCACCACCAGCACCACCAGCACCAACACCACCCCUGCUCCUGUCAAGAAGGCGACGCCGAAGGUCGCCUCCACACCGAGGCGGGUUCCGAGGCACGCGGAUCUUUCUGCCCCGGCGCCGUCUCCCCUGGCGGAUUCCAACGAGGGUCAGAGGUCGAGCGGCUUCGCGGCUAGCCGACGGCCUGCUGCAUAUUCCGAAGUGGAGAGAUGAAAGUGACGCCUCCCCGCCCUCCCCUCCCCCACCCCCACCCCCACCCCAUCCCGCCCCCCAUUCGGGACUCUUAAUGUACAGUAGAUAAUCCAGCUUCAUCCU